UCUGGAACAGCUGGAUACGUCUAUUCCAAUGGUUACUACAUCAACCACGGCGUUUUUGUUGCUCGUGAGCCUGUGCUCCGCAUUGGAUGAGGUACGAGGAGGCAAUUCCUAUUUUAUUCCGACCAGUACUAUUGUGAUUGCACAAAUACGCAUAAUUUGAUG
Molecule: messenger RNA, 162 nt
Organism: Strongylus vulgaris
Lineage: Eukaryota; Metazoa; Nematoda; Chromadorea; Rhabditida; Strongylidae
Source: the annotation of a GenBank genome assembly